Molecule: messenger RNA, 508 nt
Organism: Physella acuta
Lineage: Eukaryota; Metazoa; Mollusca; Gastropoda; Physidae
Source: RefSeq, a predicted model, not a curated record
AGGAGUUUUCUAACAUUGAAAUUUUGUCAGGGUUUUUUUCGUUUUUGUGUGUCCACAAAUAAUAUCACAGGAGAGUAGUUGAUAAAAAUAUCAACAAUACAAAACGCGAAUGCUGCAACUAUUUUUAGCAAUUCUAAUAUUUAGUCAUGCCACUGAAGGAAAUUACGGUUGCCAACCCGCUGAAGAAGGACAACCCUACAAGCUGAGCUACACGCUGACAACCAUCCCAGCUCACAGAACAAUGCUGUUAUGGUUGAAAGAUGGUCAGCUGGUGUCCGAGUGUCCAGUGGAGGCUGGAGACUGUAGCAACAACGACAUCAGCUGGUUCCACGCCACGGUGACACGAAGAGAAAAUCUGCUCCAUUUUGUUUUGGAUGUCCUCAACGUGACGCGGGAGACGCCCAAAAAUGUACAGGGCGUCUGGGCGCUAAAAACACAUAGCCUGGAAUCUACAGAGGAGUACUUGUAUAGCUGUGAUCUCAAAACCUAUGGUAUUGUUACCUUAUAA